Spinacia oleracea (spinach) is the source of this 1922-nucleotide messenger RNA. RefSeq names its product bZIP transcription factor 16. Gene Ontology annotation, biological process: regulation of DNA-templated transcription. The transcript has 13 exons. Gene Ontology annotation, molecular function: sequence-specific DNA binding; DNA-binding transcription factor activity. Gene Ontology annotation, cellular component: nucleus. Lineage: Eukaryota; Viridiplantae; Streptophyta; Magnoliopsida; Caryophyllales; Amaranthaceae. The record is from RefSeq and is a predicted model, not a curated record. The coding region runs from base 324 to 1520 and encodes 398 amino acids.
AUUUACGCGACAACAACUCCCCACAGUCCCACAACGACAAAAAGUUGAUUGACCCCCGUCUUCCCCCAAUUGUGACAGAAAACGAGCCCUAAUUUCAAUUAAUUCAAUCAAUUUCCCCCCAUUUGAUUUGAUCUUAUUGAAUCUCUCAAUUCGUUUUUCCUACAUUAAAUUCACAUUGAAAUUAUUACUCAAUUUCAAAAUUCAUCUAAUUUUGUUACUGAAAUUGCCUGUUUAGCAGAGUUGAUUGGUUUGGUCGAUUCUUCCUACGAGUUUAGCUAGUUUUUGGGAUGAACUUGUAGAGUUUGGUGUUGUAAUUUUGAAUCAUGGGUGAAAGUGAAACGGAGAAACCAGACAAGGAGCCGAAAACGCCGGUCGCAGUUAGCGCGCAAGAGCAGUCUUCGGCUACGAGCACUGCAACAGUGAAUGCCGAGUGGCCUGGGUUUCAGGCAUAUUCACCUAUCCCGCCACCUGGCUACAUGGCGUCUAGCCCCCAAGCUCAUCCCUACAUGUGGGGUGUUCAGCACAUGAUGCCUCCAUAUGGUACUCCACCUCAUCCAUAUAUGGCCAUGUAUCCCCAUGGUGGCUUAUACGCUCACCCAUCUAUGCCUCCGGGAUCUUAUCCAUUUAACCCAUAUGCAAUACCACCCCCCAACGGCUUGGCUGAUGCUUCUGGAAAUAUUCCUGCUAGUGCCGAUGUGGAGGCUAAGCACCACGAGGGGAAAGAGAAGUUGCCGAUAAAAAGAUCAAAAGGUAGCCUGGGCAGCCUGAAUAUGAUCACUGGCAAAAAUAACGAAGAUGGUAAAACAACAAGACCUGCUGCUAAUGGCUCCUGUUCAAAAAGUGCUGAGAGUGCAAGUGAUGGGUCAAGUGAGGGAAGUGACACAAAUUCGCAGAAUGACUCUGAAGGAAGACAAGAAGGACAAGAAGCUGAUGCAUCUCACAGCGGAAAUUCUGCGCAUGUUGCUCAGAAUGGCGUAUUAAAUGCGCCUCACACAAUGGUGAAUCAUGCAAUGGCUAUGGUGCCAAUGCCAGGACCUGGUGCUCCAGUUCCUGUUUCUGGACCUGCAACAAAUUUAAAUAUUGGAAUGGAUUACUGGGGUGCUCCUGCUUCAUCUCCAAUCCAGGCUAUGCGAGGAAAUGUUUCUUCUGCUCCCGUUGCUACAGGAAUUGUUCCAGUUGGAUCACGAGAUAACUUACAGUCACAGCUUUGGUUGCAGGAUGAGAGGGAACUAAAAAGACAGAGACGUAAACAAUCUAAUAGGGAAUCUGCCCGUAGAUCCAGACUGCGUAAGCAGGCUGAAUGCGAUGAGUUGGCUCAGCGUGCUGAAGGAUUGAAAGAAGAAAAUGCUAAUCUUAGAUCAGAACUUAAUCGCUUCAGGAGUGAUUAUGAGCAACUCGUGGCUGAGAAUGCUGCGCUUAAGGAGAGACUCGGUGAAAUUCCUGAAGAUUUAGGAUCCAACCGAGCUGAACAUCAUAUGAUUACUGAAACUCAGGAGAGCAGCAAAACAGAUCAAGUUUAGGGUUUGAGUCAUCUACUAUCUGCUUCAGCCAAUUUUUAUGAAGCAUUAGCUAACCAACCUAGUAUUUAUCUGAAGUCAUUAGUAUACCUCUAAAUAGACUGUAUACUGUCAAAAUUGGCCAAAAUCUGACCUUUUUCACUGCAGGAUAUAGUCUGUCACGUACCCAAUUACAACGUCGUAUUUUGGCUGAUCUCGAUUUUUUUGGGAUUGUUAUGUGGGUGGUGAAAUUGUUGUGGCAUGUCGAGGUUCCCAUUUGUAUCGUGGUAGUAGAAGAGGUAGUAGUAAUAGCAUUUUACACUGUAAGAGUUGAUUUUUACCCUAAAUGCGGCUUUACAGAAAAUAUAUUCAGGAGGAAGAUAAUGUACCAUUAAUUUAGAUGUAUAUGGAAGAUGUUUUUUGUCA